Hypomesus transpacificus is the source of this 2195-nucleotide messenger RNA. RefSeq names its product sodium/potassium-transporting ATPase subunit beta-233-like. The coding region runs from base 144 to 1049 and encodes 301 amino acids. The record is from RefSeq and is a predicted model, not a curated record. Gene Ontology annotation, cellular component: sodium:potassium-exchanging ATPase complex. Gene Ontology annotation, biological process: intracellular potassium ion homeostasis; intracellular sodium ion homeostasis; potassium ion import across plasma membrane. Lineage: Eukaryota; Metazoa; Chordata; Actinopteri; Osmeriformes; Osmeridae. The transcript is spliced from 6 exons. Gene Ontology annotation, molecular function: ATPase activator activity.
UAUAUGAGUGUGCUUUUCACCGGAGGAAUCUGAGUACAACUCCAUGGUUUUUUAGGUAUUAGGUACUCCAGAGCACCGGCAGUGCGGGAAAGCAAAUUGAACAAAGAAAGCAUAUAUCUUUGGAAAAUAAAACCCAAUUGAAAAUGUCCGGAAAAAAGGAAGAAGGUGGAUGGAAAAAGGCUGUAUGGAAUUCGGAAAAGGGGGAACUGCUUGGACGUACCGGGGGAAGUUGGUUUAAAAUUCUAUUCUUCUAUGUGAUAUUCUACGGUUGCUUGGCUGGAAUAUUCAUUGGCACCAUCCAAGCCCUGCUUUUGACCCUAAGCGACUACAAACCUACUUGGCAAGACAGAGUGUCUCCCCCAGGCCUUAGCCACACCCCUCGCUCUGACAAACAAGAAGUUGCCUUCAACCUGAAUGACGUGGAGACCUACCUGCCUUACACCAAGGCCUUGAAGGAUUUCCUGGCAAUGUAUGAGGAUGAUGCCCAGCGGGACCAGAUGAAGUAUGAGGACUGUGGAGAGACACCCGAUACUUUUAAGAACCGGGGCGAUCUGGAGAGUGACGUCGGGAUCAGGAAGGCUUGCCGUUUCUCCAGGCAGCUGCUAGGAGACUGCUCUGGAUACCAGGACAAAGACUUUGGCUUCAGCAUUGGCAAACCCUGCAUCAUUGUCAAACUGAACCGAAUUGUCAACUUCAGGCCAAGGCCCCCUAACACAAAUGAGAGCAUUCCUGAAGAGGCCAAGUAUAAAGUUCAGCCCAACGUCAUCCCAAUCUACUGCACCAACAAGAGAGAGGAGGAUGCUGGCAAGAUUGGCGACAUCAUGUAUUAUGGUAUUGGUAAUGGCUUCCCCCUGCAGUAUUAUCCUUACUAUGGCAAACUGCUGCACCCUCAGUAUCUCCAGCCUCUGGUGGCUCUCCAGUUCGUCAACCUCACCAUGAACACUGAGCUGCGAAUCGAGUGCAAAGUGUUCGGGGAGAACAUUCAAUAUAGUGAGAAAGACCGCUAUCGAGGACGCUUUGAUAUUAAGCUCACUGUCACCAAUUUAUGACCACAUUCAAGACAACAGUGAUUCCUAUGUCUCUUACAAACCAACUAUGAAGUCAUUUAGAAUGGGAUGAGGGGAAACUUUAGAUUAGUUAAGUUAAAUCAACAACUGGGCUUGAACACAAAAAAAAUCUCAAAACAUAAGGGACCGACAACGUAAUAUGUCUGCUUUAAACACUAGCUAUUUGGCUUCUGUCUAGCAUUAGAAUGUAAUUUACAGGAAGACUAGCAAUAGUGUAAAAUAUUUAUUCUACUGUAAAUGAGAAUAUUCCUUGAGCCAUGGGACAUUGUUCAUUUAUGAUUGUAAAUUGUAAUUCCACAACUAAUGUGUAGCGCGCAAUGUUAUUGUCCCCUCCAUUUUGCUGCCUUGUGUGGUUUCAAAAUAUAUUUUUGGAGUGUACAGUGCAGUAGUCGCAUACAUUGGUUCUUUCCAAGCCAUGGUGUAACCUGUUUUCUUAUGUGAGCAAGCUUUAGCAGUCCAAUGUGUGUGUGUGUGUGUAAAUAUACGUAUAUAUAAAUGUAUACUUGAUUUAAAAAUAUAUAUAUAUAUAUAUAAAUAAUGACACGGCAAACUCAUCUCUUCUGACCCGUGUGAGAAAUAGGCUGCACUCCAUGGAACUGUACUUCCUUCUUACAUAGUCUUUUUCAUUUGAUUGUGGGAAAGUAUUUUUACGUAUGUUUUUCUUUUAAAAUCACUUAAUGUGGGUUAUGGGUUUUAUGAAAAUGUUUUUUCUUUUUUUUCUUUCAUAAUUGUUGUGUACUACCAAUUUGUGUCCCAGUCUGUUCAAUACCUAACCUUUGGGUGAAGGCAUCAUCUCUGUUUAUACAUUCAGAUGUUAUGUUUUGCUGGAGGUCUCACUGCAAUGUGAUAGAUCUUUUCGAUGAAUGUCUUAGCCAUGGUGGACAAACUUAACAUUUAUGCAGUUGUACAUUUUUUUUCAUUGUGGAAAAGUGUUAUGUAUAAAUACAAAACCAAAGUCAUUGGUCCAAGUUAAAGGGCAUCUUGUCAGAGGCAAUACAGAACUGCUAUUUGGAUCUGUCAUCGAUGUGAAGUGCUAAAAUCAAUGUCUAAACAACAGUCAGGAGUCCAAUCACAAUUGUCAUUUAUUCAAUCAGAGAAGCAAACUGAAAUAAAAAUGAAGAAAACGUC